Molecule: messenger RNA, 1518 nt
Organism: Corythoichthys intestinalis (scribbled pipefish)
Lineage: Eukaryota; Metazoa; Chordata; Actinopteri; Syngnathiformes; Syngnathidae
Product: betaine--homocysteine S-methyltransferase 1-like
Exons: 8
Coding region: 299-1429 (376 amino acids)
Biological process (GO): L-methionine salvage
Cellular component (GO): cytosol
Molecular function (GO): zinc ion binding; betaine-homocysteine S-methyltransferase activity
Source: RefSeq, a predicted model, not a curated record
AGCAGUCAACUGCUUAAGACAAUGGGCGUUUUGUGUUGGAUAAGUUCUUAAAUAAAUGAUAAAAACGUGACGAAGCUGGCGAUUUCCUUGGCAAUGUUACCACAAUAAUAAUUGUCACCUUAACUUAUAAAUAGUGGCGAACGGUGGUCGGAAGAGGACCAUGGAGCUGUAUUGUUGAGCCAGUUCAGGGACGCGCACACCAAGCUCAUAUUUUUCUAUAACUUGCAUCUUCAUUUCAAAGGGUAUCAUUGAACGUCUGAACUCGGGCGAUGUGGUGAUCGGCGAUGGGGGAUUUGUGAUGGCCUUAGAGAAGCGAGGUUAUGUCAAGGCCGGGCCGUGGACUCCCGAGGCGGCUGUUACCCAUCCGGAGGCCGUCAGGCAACUCCACAGGGAGUUCCUGAGAGCAGGAUCCAAUGUUAUGCAGACCUUCACCUUCUACUCCAGUGACGACAAACUGGAGAACCGGGGUCAGAACCUACAGUUGUCGGGGGCCCAAAUCAACGAGGCCGCGUGCGAUCUGGCUCGUGAGGUGGCCGGCGAAGGUGACGCCUUGGUGGCGGGAGGCGUGUCUCAAACGCCGGCCUACAUGAGCUGUGAGAGUGAGGCCCACGUGAAGACCAUAUUCAAGAAACAACUGGAAGUUUUCACCAAGAAAAACGUGGACUUCUUGAUUGUUGAGUACUUUGAACAUGUCGAAGAGGCCGUGUGGGCGGUGGAGGUGCUGAAAACCAGCGGAAAGCCGGUGGCUGCCACACUGUGCAUGGGACCUGAGGGCGACAUGAACGGAGUCUCACCCGGGGAGUGCGCUGUCAGGCUGGUCAAGGCCGGUGCCCAGAUUGUGGGUGUCAACUGCCACUUUGACCCAAUGACCUGUGUGAAGGCUGUCAAACUGAUGAAGGAGGGCGUAGAGAAGGCUGGACUAAAGGCCCACUACAUGGUGCAGCCACUGGCCUACCACACCCCCGACUGCAACCACAAGGGCUUCAUUGACCUGCCUGAAUUCCCAUUUGCUAUGGAGCCCAGGGCCCUGACCCGCUGGGACGUGCACAGGUAUGCCAGGGAGGCCUACGAUGCCGGGAUCCGCUUUAUCGGUGGCUGCUGCGGAUUUGAGCCAUACCACAUAAGGGCCGUGGCAGAGGAACUGGCACAAGAGAGAGGGAUGUUGCCCCCCGCUUCGGAGAAACACGGCAUGUGGGGCGCCGCUCUAGAGAUGCAUACAAAACCCUGGGUCAGAGCCAGGGCUCACCCUGACUACUGGAAAAAUCUCUUACCUGCAACUGGUCGCCCCAAAUGUCCAUCCAUGUCUACUCCAGACUGCUGGGGGAUGUCGAGAGGUCACGCUGAGCUCAUGCAGCACAAGGAGGCAACCAGCACCCAGGAAAUGAAACGUGUGUUGGAACUGCGAGACCAAGUGGGGAAAACAAAGUGAACAAACUUUGACGGACAUCAAGCAUUUUGGGGGGGAGGGCUUUAAAAACACAGGAAACAUUUUGUAAACCUCCCAACAAUAAACUCUAA